GUUACCCUGCCGGUACACAUGUGGGUCUCAGAGAACAACUGGAUUUCUAUAUUUAUUGUUUACAUUCAUGUCCCAACUGUCGUGUGGACUUUGAGUCAAUGUAUCACAGAAAGUGAUUGUAAAUGUUCGACUGACGAAGGAACUAUCGACUUGUCGCAAUUGGCUCUCCCCGCCAGCAGCGCACCCAGGUUUAAGGAUGUUGCUGUUAAAGGUGUGGAGGGUUUGUCAGUUUCCUGGAAUCCUUGUAACAAGUGGACCAAACCUUCAUCUCCAAGUUCCCAAUACAAGGAUUGUGAAAACAUAGCUGCUUGUGGUACGAUACUUACUAAUAACUUUGACAUUGGCCAACAAGAGACUGCAGAAUGUUACUUUAACACAACAGUGGAGAGAUGUGUUUUAGCAUUUACAGGAAAGGUCUAUCUUGACACAGAACAAAGCCCUAAAACUUUCAUCACUUUGGAAUGUGACUCAAGUGAAGAGGGCCAGCUGGAGUCUAUUGGUCCCUCAGAGAAAGUUGAUGAUUCUGCUCAUUUUCCAUUCAAACUUCACUCCAAGUAUGCUUGUCCCAGAAAAUCAAGUUUGAGUGCAGGAAGUGUGUUAAUCAUAGUUUUUGGAUCCUUACUUCUAGCAUACAUAGUAGCUGGAAUUCUUUUCAAUAAGUUUCAUCGAGGAGCUACUGGAAAAGAAGUCAUUCCCAACAUCAACUUCUGGAUGGACUUUCCAUUGCUUGUGAAGGAUGGUGUGGCGUUUUCAUACCAGUUUUGUAAGAAGACUUGUGGAGGAAAACGAAGCUCAUAUGAAUCAAUAUGAAUCCCAUUCCCUUAAUUCUUGAGUAAACUUGGCUUGAAAAAGUUUUCCUGAUAGAAGUUCUUUUCAGAGAUUGAGUGUUUCUGAUUGGUAGCAGUUGGAGUAUAUACUUCUGUUUUGUUGAAAUUAAUUUUUGCAAAUUAUAUUUCAUAGAUAGUUAUUUCAUUUAUAAUUGAAUUUAUUUACUAGGUAUCUAGUUCAUUAAUUUUGUCAUUAUUUAAUCACUGAUGAAAUAUGCUACAACAUCAUCUCCCAAGUUAAAGAGAUGUUGACGUUAUUUACAUCAUCAUUAUUAUCAAAGAGGUUAAAAACAACUUUUAUUUUGAAGGAGUAAUUAUAUUUAUCAUUUUUAUAACAUCAAGCGUGGUUGAAAGAAAAAAUACACUUUUUUGGAAUGUUUGAAUGAGUUGUGUUGCAGUCCCCCCCAAGCAAAAAGGCAUGUUUCUUGCAUGUGGGAGGUACUGAAUGGACUUGAGGUUUUGAUUGGUCCAAAAUUCUUUUGAGUGAAUUUAUCUCAUAAUUGGUUGAAAAAACAUUGGGUGGUCCUGAAAAAGCAGACAGUCCUUGUCUUUUAUUUAAUAAUUAAUUUUUCUUUUUAUGAGGUUACCUCACUGGGUUGAUGUGGGAGACCCAAAAGACUCCUGAGCUCAUUAAUACUCUCUUGUUGUUAAUAGGCCAUUUUGCAGUUGUGUACUUAGUUGCCAAGCCUUUGAUUCAGAAUGAGGCUAAAGAUGACCUUG
Stylophora pistillata is the source of this 1547-nucleotide messenger RNA. RefSeq lists its product as uncharacterized. Gene Ontology annotation, cellular component: trans-Golgi network. Lineage: Eukaryota; Metazoa; Cnidaria; Anthozoa; Scleractinia; Pocilloporidae. The record is from RefSeq and is a predicted model, not a curated record.